GUAAUGGCCAAAAGUAUUUACGAAUAUGUUCGAAAUUUCGAAAUUAUGGAUCCCUGUCUUCCUUCCACAUGGAUUGUUGUUCGUUUAGAUGGACAAGGUUUUCAUAAAUUUACAGCAAAGCAUAAUUUUAUCAAACCAAAUGAUACACGUGGUUUAUCGUUGUCAGUACGUGCAGCAGAACGUGUUAUGCAACGACAGAAAGAAAUUGUUCUAGCUUAUGGUCAAUCAGAUGAGUUUAGUUUCGUAUUUAAAAAAUGUACUGAAGUGUUUAAUCGACGAGCAAGCAAAAUAUCCAGUACAGUUGUUUCGUUGUUCACAUCUUCAUAUGUUUUUGAAUGGCCAAAGUAUUUUCCUGAUACUCCAUUACUGUAUCCGCCAGCGUUUGAUUCCCGAGUAAUACUUUAUCCAACGAAUAAAACUCUCAGGGAUUAUUUAAGUUGGCGUCAGGUUGAUUGUCAUAUCAACAAUCUAUAUAAUACUUGUUUUUGGAAACUUGUUCAAAAUGCUGGCCUAAGUGGAACAGAGGCUGAAGAACGCUUAAGAGGAACGUUAUCAAGUGACAAAAAUGAGUUAUUGUUUUCACAAUUCAACUGUAAUUAUAACAAUGAACCAGAACUAUUUCGCAAAGGCACUGUAUUAUUUAGAAAUAAUUCUGCCAUUGAACAAGCCAAUAUCGAUAUCAUUAAAGAUCAGUUUUGGGAUGAACAUCCUUACAUAUUAUUGGAGCCUGAAUAAGUCAGAAUUGUCGGAUUCAUUUGUUCUCCAGCCUAUCAGUAUGCAAAUUUAUGCAUCUAUUUUUGUAUGUAUAAAUAUGUUUAUACAUUUUCUCCUGAAUUUUAUGUAUUAUUGUACAUAAUACACUGUAUUUACGGAACAAAAAUUGCUAAUUUAUUAUUUAUUAGUAA
This is a messenger RNA of Schistosoma bovis, 905 nucleotides long. Lineage: Eukaryota; Metazoa; Platyhelminthes; Trematoda; Strigeidida; Schistosomatidae. The record is from the annotation of a GenBank genome assembly.